CAGAGAGCAAGAGAGUGACAGAGAUGGAGAGAGGAUGAAAAAAAAUAGAGGAGAGAGUUUAAGGAAUGGAAAGGAACCAAAUCUGUUCUCUUUCAGAGAUUAUAGAACAGAUAAAUAGAUUAAGAAAGAGAGCACUAAAUAUGGCAUUGGCUGUGCCUGCCCUUCGCUUUACGUUCGUUGUUCACUUUCUCGGUGUCGCUCUUAUUGUUUUGGUCUUGGUUUGGAACUUACACUUCAGAGGUGGCUUGGCUUGGGAGUCCUCCAACAAGAGCCUCAUCUUCAACAUUCAUCUGGUUCUUAUGAUAAUUGGUUUAAUUGUUAUAGGAGGUGAAGCUAUUAUAAGUUACAAAUCUCUUGCAUUGAAGAAAGAGCUGGAGAAGCUGAUACAUCUUGUUCUGCACGCCAUCACAAUAGCACUUGCAAUCAUUGGAAUCUAUUGCGCCUUCAAGUACCAUAAUGAAAGUAGGAUUGCCAAUCUGUACAGCUUGCAUUCCUGGCUUGGAAUUGUUGUCAUUGCCCUUUACUGCAUUCAGCUCGAGAUAACGAACAAGGAGCAAGGACAGAGGAUGCUGAACGAUUGAAGAUUCGGAGGGAGAAGCAACAACUGAUUUAGCACUCGAAGAAGUUAGGUUACACAUAAAACAGGGUGAAGAUGAACGGUGAUGAAGCGGAGAGUAAUGGCUUAGUUUCAAAUGGGUAACGAUUUCUCUUUGUUCAUUUUUCAAAGCUUAAUCCAUGUAAUUAAUAGAGUGACUAGGGAAUUUUAAAAUUUGUAUUGAUUACAUGAUUAAUUUGU
Messenger RNA from Prosopis cineraria, 796 nucleotides. Its product is annotated as transmembrane ascorbate ferrireductase 1-like. The record is from RefSeq and is a predicted model, not a curated record. The coding region runs from base 66 to 581 and encodes 171 amino acids. NCBI's taxonomy places the organism in Eukaryota, Viridiplantae, Streptophyta, Magnoliopsida, Fabales, Fabaceae. The transcript has a single exon. Gene Ontology annotation, molecular function: oxidoreductase activity.